AAUGAGCGCGAGUCCGAGUACGCGCAGCAGUACGAGGCGUGGCGGGCGAAGAACCCGGAAAAGGCCGCACAGUCGGCGCUUCACCUGCACCCGGACAGUGAGGGCAGCUGGAAUGAGCUGAUGAACACAUUUGACAAUUCUACGCUGCGCAACUCGCGCAAGGUCAAGCAGCUGGUGCAGGCCGGUAUGCCUCCGCGGAUGCGCGCGCGCAUUUACUACAAGCUGUCGGGUGCGGCCGCAUUGGAGAAGACCGGCGAGUACACGCGGCUGGUGGCGCUGGAGAAGAUCCCGAUCUACGAUGUCAUUGAGCGCGAUGUGUCGCGCUGCUACCCAGACCACUCGAUGUUUGUGGAUGCCGAUGGACAGGGGCAGCGGCAGUUGCGGCGGAUCCUGCGAGCGUACUCCCAAUACAACGCAGAGGUCGGGUACUGCCAGGGGAUGGGCCGGCUGGUCGGCUUGUUCUUGAUCAUUGGGCUUUCCGAGGAGCGCGCGUUCUGGGUCCUGGCGGCGACCAUCAAGGAGUACGUCCCAAACUACUAUCUGUCGGACCUGGGCGGCCUGCGACUGCACACGGUGGUGUUCGAUUCUCUUCUGCGCGAGCGCAACCCCAAACUCCACGCGCAUCUGUCCGAGCAAGGUUGCGAUGCACUGAUGUAUGUGACGCCAUGGUUUAUGACUAUCUUCACGCUUUCGCUUCCGUGGGAAACGGCGCUGCGCGUGUGGGACUGGUUUAUUUAUCGCGGGACCAAGGUGUUGUUCCGCGUGGCGUUGGCGAUUACGGAUUUGGCGAGCAAUUAUUUGCUGGCGGCAUGUCCGACUAUUGCGGAGCAGCUCGGAUUCUUUUUGCAUAUUCCGCCAUCGCUGGUUGCUCCUGAUGUGCUGAUUGGGGCGGCGGUUCGCGUCAAGCUGACGGAGAGGCAUAUUGAACGGCUCACGCGUGCUGCC
Kickxella alabastrina is the source of this 945-nucleotide messenger RNA. RefSeq names its product rab-GTPase-TBC domain-containing protein. The transcript has a single exon. The record is from RefSeq and is a predicted model, not a curated record. Lineage: Eukaryota; Fungi; Kickxellomycota; Kickxellomycetes; Kickxellales; Kickxellaceae. The annotation marks the transcript as partial.